CGCUGCCCAGCAGCAGGGACCCCUGGCAGCCACACCACCCGGACCCCGUGGGACAUGAGAGCGGUCGCCCCUGGCAGUGCUGCCGCCCAACAGCCCCCAGCGAGCUGGCCGAGGAGGCUCCGGGCAGCCACCAAGAGAUUGAGGGCCACCCACCCGUCCAUCUCCACCAUCUACUUCCUGUUCACCAUCUUUGUGGUAUCCACUGUUUUCCACUGCCACCAGCGCCUGGCUCUGGUGCCGGCUCCCUGGGCAUAUUCCGCCCGUGUGGUCGUGGUCCCCCAACACCUACCCCGGGAGGGCAUGUGGACCAUCAACGCCAUGGGCCGCCUGGGGAACCAGAUGGGCGAGUACGCCACGCUGUACGCCCUGGCCAAGGAGAACGGGCGGCCCGCCUACAUCCCGGCCCAGAUGCACAGCACGCUGGCCCCCAUCUUCCGCAUCAGCCUCCCGGUGCUGCACAGCAGCACGGCCAGCAGGGUCCCCUGGCAGAACUACCACCUCAACGACUGGAUGGAGGAGCGCUACCGCCACAUCCCCGCGCCCUACGUGCGCCUCACGGGCUACCCCUGCUCCUGGACCUUCUACCACCACCUGCACCCCGAGAUCCUGCGGGAGUUCACGCUGCACGACCACGUGCGGGAAGAGGCCCAGGCCUUCCUGCGGGGGCUGCGGGUGAACGGCAGCCGGCCGAGCACCUUCGUGGGGGUGCACGUGCGCCGGGGCGACUACGUGCGCGUCAUGCCUCAGGUGUGGAAGGGCGUGGUGGCCGACCGCGGCUACCUGGAGCAGGCGCUGGGCUGGUUCCGGGCCCGCUACCGCUCCCCGGUGUUCGUGGUCACCAGCAACGGCAUGGCCUGGUGCCGGGAGAACAUGGACGCCUCCCGCGGGGACGUGGUGUUCGCGGGCAAUGGCCUCGAGGGCUCGCCGGCCAAGGACUUUGCGCUGCUCACGCAGUGUAACCACACCGUCAUGACCAUCGGCACCUUCGGGAUCUGGGCCGCCUACCUGGCCGGCGGGGACACCGUCUACCUGGCCAACUACACCGCGCCCGAUUCACCCUUCCGCCUGGUCUUUAAGCCCGAGGCCGCCUUCCUGCCAGAGUGGGUCGGCAUCACCGCCAACCUGGGGCGGGCCUUGUGGAGUGGCCUCUAGCGCCGUGUGCUCCCUCCCUGCUCCUCACGCCCCACGGGAGCAGCGCAUGGACCCAGAGUCCACGUGGAGUCUGAAUGCAGACUUACCUACCUGUAGCCGAGGGACCUGCGACAAGUGACUUAACUUCUCUGUGCCUUCGUUUGCUGCCUGAAAAUAAACAUCGUUCAGAACUGACCUCAGCGGCGACUGGGGGA
This is a messenger RNA of Lepus europaeus (European hare), 1346 nucleotides long. RefSeq names its product galactoside alpha-(1,2)-fucosyltransferase 2. Gene Ontology annotation, cellular component: membrane. The record is from RefSeq and is a predicted model, not a curated record. The transcript has 3 exons. NCBI's taxonomy places the organism in Eukaryota, Metazoa, Chordata, Mammalia, Lagomorpha, Leporidae. The coding region runs from base 55 to 1152 and encodes 365 amino acids. Gene Ontology annotation, biological process: carbohydrate metabolic process. Gene Ontology annotation, molecular function: galactoside 2-alpha-L-fucosyltransferase activity.